Messenger RNA from Chilo suppressalis (striped riceborer), 9403 nucleotides. Lineage: Eukaryota; Metazoa; Arthropoda; Insecta; Lepidoptera; Crambidae. The record is from the annotation of a GenBank genome assembly.
CUGCUGAUGACUGACAGCCGGACUUACCUCGGAACAAAUUUUCCCGACAAUGCGACAUAAAAAUCCAUCCAUCCAUCACAUCACGUCAGAAUACUCUAAAAAAGGAUAAAUUAAAGCACAAAUUGUGAUAACAUUGUAAUAUUAUGCCAUACUGAUUACAAUUUUUAAAAGUUAAGACAUUGAUUAAAUAUUGAAGUGUUUGUACAACUGUUUCAUGUGUGAUGUGUUAGUGCUCAUUCUUGAAGCGUAAAACUGCUAAACAGUCUCAAAUUGGACCGAAGGACUCGUAAUUGGGCAGCUCGUUUAGCCGGCUCGGUGCGUAGUGCGUGCGACACUUGAUAUUCGUUGAAAUUGGUGAAUUCUAUUGCAUCCCAAUAUAUCGUAUGCGAGCCUGACCCGCCGCCUGUACGAUGUUUCGCAACGCGCUACUCCGCCGGCUGUUACGAAUUUCCCUCUUCAAUUAAGUGCAUAAAAAAGUUAUGAUUUCAUGAGUGACUGCCCGGAAGAGAUUUCCUUCGACUGGAAGACUUUCCUUUCACCCAAUUCCCUCUGAACCAUUCCAAUUUCGAAUUCCUUCUUGCAUUCCUUUUACAUAGAUUUCAUAGCUUAGAUAUCGAAAUUCGAACAGGACGCGCACGUGCGUCGCGUUCGAAUUCUCGACAUCGAAUGACCGCGUGAGGGUAGCUCCACUCCUAUUAAUGUCCGCCAUGUUUUGACGAUCCUCACGAUGAGUUCCUCCCCAGCAGUGGAGCCUCCUUCCCCCUCCACCACUCCGUCGUCGCCGGCGCUGAGGUCGGAGAUACAGUUCACACACACAUCCACGCCGAAUUAUAUCGGAAAGAAGCAGCAUCAGCCUUUGAGCGUCGUGCUCCCACCAGUUGCUCCCGUCACUCCACCCACUUACGGCGAACCUACCCUCACCCCCCCGCCGCGCUCGCCCGGCGCCGCGGCCACCCCCGCCUCAGGUGACGGCCGCAACCAUCCGCCCGACGGCACCUCCUCCGAUAAGUCAUCGGAAACAGCUGUGGGUGGGAUCUCUCGCGCUACAUCGACUGCACUGUCUAGAAAAGAGAGUUACAAAGCGCAGAGGCAACACUACAGGAAAGAAAAGAAGAGAGCAGCCUCAGCCCUGUUGCAUUCCAUAGAGGAUCCUUCUGUGGUGGUGCUCGCUGAUUGGCUGAAGGUCCGUGGGUCGCUCAAGUCUUGGACCAAACUAUGGUGCGUGCUAAAACCUGGACUACUUCUGCUGUACAAAAGUCCUAAAGCCAAGAGCAGCCACUGGGUGGGAACAGUGUUGCUGACCUCGUGUCAAGUAAUUGAGAGACCAAGCAAGAAGGACGGGUUCUGCUUCAAGCUCUAUCACCCUCUAGAACAGAGCAUCUGGGCGCCUAGGGGACCGCACAACGAGACUAUAGGCGCAGUGGUACAGCCGCUUCCCACAGCGCAUUUGAUAUUCCGCGCGCCGUCCCAAGCGGCCGGUCACUGCUGGCUCGACGGGCUAGAGCUGGCACUGAGAUGCACCAAUGCUAUGUUAAGAUGUUCCCGCUCCCGGCCCGAACAGACAGUCCCUUCAGACACGCCCACCACACAAACCAAUAUAUCCCACGAAGAGUUGGAAAAGCAUUUCAACGAGCACGAGUUGGCAGGCGCCGCGUCAGAUUCUGAUAGCGACGCGUCGCGGUCAGGCAUGCCUGACGGACAGAAGGUGAUGGCCAUCACCAGGAAGCAAGAGAUAUUGGCACGGAUCGACAGCAGUUAUAUAGAGGACACGAAUCGGGAGACUGGUGCGGCCGGCGAGCUGGUGGAAGAAGUGGCUGAAGAGAACAAAUCCCUCCUCUGGUUUCUGCUCAAACAGGCGCGGCCAGGCAUGGACCUGUCCAAAGUCGUCCUGCCCACCUUCAUACUGGAGCCACGAAGCUUCCUGGACAAAUUAUCGGAUAACUACUACCACGCUGAUAUUUUGGGACAGGCCAAAUACAUAGAAGACCCCUAUCUCCGCUUCAAAUGCGUGCUCCGAUGGUACCUCUCUGGCCUCUACAGAAAGCCUAAAGGGUUGAAGAAACCAUACAACCCCGUUCUAGGGGAGGUGUUCAGGUGCUUCUGGAUGAAUAGGGAGAACGAUAGCCGCACAUACUAUGUAGCUGAGCAGGUGUCUCAUCACCCGCCGGUGUCUGCUUUCUAUGUGUCCAACAGGAAAGAUGGAUAUGUCAUAGAAGGCAGUUUGCUGGCCAGAUCCAAGUUUUAUGGUACUUCCACAUCCGCCAUAUUGGAAGGUUGCGCGAGAGUGCAUCUCUUGCAGUGGGACGAGACCUACAUCACUACGGCACCUUAUGCUCACUGUAAAGGCAUCGUCAUGGGAACCCUCAGUAUGGAACUUGGGGGCAAGGUGCAUAUUAUGUGUGUGGAGACUGGAUACCAAGCUGAAGUGGAAUUCAAACUGAGGUCGUUCUUAGGCAGUGCGGACCAAACUAACGCCAUUUCCGGUAGAAUCAAGAAAGGCAAGGAGACUAUAGCUACUGUGGAGGGAUACUGGGACGGCAAGAUCGAUAUAAGGGACAAGAGGAAUGGGGAGGAGUCGAACCUCCUAGACGUGGCCGUGUUAAAGGAGCAGCGUAUGGCCCGAUACCUGGUGCGGCUCGACUGCCAGCACGAGUACGAGUCGCAGCGGCUCUGGGCAAAGGUCUCCGACGCCAUACAGAACAACGAUCAGGUGGCAGCUACUGAAGAGAAGACCGUAGUUGAGGAGGCUCAGCGAGCUCGCGCCAGAAACCUCGUGGCGACAUGGGUGCCGCGAUACUUCCAUAAGGACUUCCAUUUACAACCCCCAGAGGGUUUAAUCGAACAAGGCUGGCGAUACAAUCACGUGAAUAUUUCCCCGUGGCAACCUGACGAGGAGUUGGAGUACGAAGACAGCUUCGUCAUAUCCACUCUGAGGGCGUUGGAGUCGAGGAGCCCAGUCGAGAGUCGAACCCGCGACCCCGUGAGGGAAUCCAGAGCUUCCGAUUCUGAUAGUAGAGACGAACACGCUAGGCCUAAAACUACCACGCGAACGCUGAAAAAAACCCUAUACUCCAUAGAGUCUACGCUCCGAGAACACACUAAUGCCAUAGAGAAACUAUCGAGAGCAGUGGAGUCUCUAUCGGAAGGGCAUAGACAAGCAGUAGCUUUCAGACCGCAAAAUGUGGGGAGAAUCCCUACCACUUCACAUUCUUGGGACCUGUUCGGUGGAUUCGUUCUAGCCAUAGUGUUGCAAGCAUUAUUAAACUGGUUAUUCUACCAGAAAGACUGAAAAAGUUGAAAAUUUAUUUACAAUAUACACAUAUAAAUAUGUCUAUAUCUAUAUCUUGUUUGUGGUUCACGAUAUGAUAUGAAUAAGUAAAUGACUUGAAAUAUGAAAGCCGCGGAAAUGCAAGAGAUUCAUGCUACAAAGUUCCAGUGAUGUAAGUUUGUUUUAAUUACAAGUUUUUGUAUGAAACCGAUAUUAUUUAUUUACUAAAUAGAUAUUAUAUUGUUCUGUUAAAGAAAAUGAUGUGAGUUUUGAAUGAGAAUGCUAUAUUUUUAAUGUCCCGUGGAAUUGACAUCGUAAUACGAUAUGACAGAGUGAUUUAUUAACUAAACAACAACUGAGGUGCUGGCGAACGAAACGGUAUAAUAGGGGCGAUGACGGACAAAGUUAUAGCGCGUCAAAGUUUGGGAGUAGGGCCUCGUGACGUCACUUAAGUGAAAAUUGUACCAAAACGUGACGUGAUGCGACUUUUCAAAUCAAUAUAUCUCUGCAAUGUUUAUAUUAUGUGAAAAAAGCAAAAAAAUACGUGUCCAAUAGUUUUUGAUCAUCGAACGAAAAGCGAAGAAAAAAAAAUAGUCAUCAUCCCUAUUACGCAUCUGGUCAUACUAUUUUUUUUUACAGUCCGGAGGUUUCGGGCCCGUUGAAUUUGAAUCUCAAACAAUUUUCAAUCAAAACCGCCUAAAACAAUUAAAAUUACUAAAUUUAUAAAUUUAAAAACCAUGCCAAAAGCUCACUGGAGGUAUGUCAUUCAGUUUUAUACGGUUCCUGUAAAAUUUCAUCAUCAGCCUAUUAAUGUCCCCACUGCUGGGGCACGGGCCUUCCCUAUGGAUGGAAUAGGGAGAUUGGGCCAUGACCCACCACGCGGGCCCAGUGCGGAUUGGUGGGUGCUAACGACUGCAGAUGCAGCCGGGACCAACGGCUUAACGUGCCUUCCGAAGCACGGAGGAGCUCGAAAUAGUAAUUUUUGUUCACCCAUCCAAUGACCAACCACCGCGAAAGUUGCUUAAGUUCAACGAUCGCAGCCGAACGCGCUAACCACUUGCGCCAUCGAGCUCCUCAAAAAUUCCUCCUGUAAAAUUUAAUUUUAUGUAAUUUUACCGUUUUUUUUCAGUUCUCAAUUCUUUGUCCAUAUUUUGAUUUUGACAUUUGAUAUGUUAAUCAUAGAUUUAAUGUAAAAGAACAUUGUUUUAACAUUAAUUUCUUUUUUUUUUUGAAAUAACUCAGAACAAAAAUUAUUGAUAUAAUGAUAUGAUAAUAUUUGAGCGUACUCUCCCAUAGGCAAUAAAUUAACGAAAAGAUUUCCAAACAAAAUAUUACCACACCAAAGAGUUUUAGUUUCGCGUUCGGCUGCGAUCGUUGCAGUUAAGCAACUUUCGCAGUGGUCGGUCAUUGGAUGGGUGACCAAAAAUCUUCUAUCUUGAGUUCCUCCGUGUUUCGGAAGGCAUGUUUAGCCGUUGGUCCCGGCUGCAUCUGCAGUCGUUAGCACCCACCAAUCCGCACUGGGCCCGCGUGGUGGGUUAUGGCCCAAUCUUCCUAUUCCAUCCAUAGGGAAGGCCUGUGCCCCAGCAGUGAGGUCAUAAAUAGGCUAAUGAUGAUUACCAGGUUGCAUUUGAUAUUGGAUAGCUUUACGAACUGUCAAAAUAUAAUGGAUUUAAAUUUAAUUUGACUGUUACUUAAUGUUAAAAUCGCUAUGUCAUAUCGUAUUCCGAUGGUACUAUAAUAUACUCACUCCAAUUAAUACUAUGUGGCUAAUGCAAUAUUUUUCUUUGUUAUUGGAAAACCGCCUUUCUUACUAUCACAAUAACAGUUAUUUAAAUUUUGACAUUAUUUGAAACCUUUAUUUUCGAACGCAUCAAACUGAGUUUUAACAUCUUUUAAAUUGACUUAAUACCGUAUUUGAGUUACUAAUAAAGUUCACUUUCGUAUGACACGGAAAAUGUACAUUUCCCAUGUUGAAGCCAUUUUGGUUGAUAUAAUUUGACACUUAUUACGUGACAGUAAAGGUUAUAUUCGUUUAUCAUCAUUGCUUUUACUUGUUUAAUAUAAUAGAUUCUAUCUUUACGUCUUAUAGGCUAUAAUGGCUUGAGCUUUAAAUGUGUUAUACGAAACUCGUAUAAACAAUCAACAUGCAUUGUAAGCAAUUAUAGUCCUUAAUACGUAUUCGCUUUUUAUAAACUUGACAACAUGAAUGAAAUGAAUGAAUGAAUGAAUGAAAUGACAACAACUGUCCUUAUCAUGCUUUAUAAGCAAUGAAAAGGACAGACUGAUGUCAAGUUUACAAAUACCAUACACGAAUAGCCAAGUUAAUUUGUGCCGGCAUAAAAUUUUAGCAAGGUUCAGUUGUGUCAGCAUAGCUUAUGAAUUUAUAAACAAUUGUUUUUUUAAAUAAAUUCUUUCUACUUUCAACUGAAAUUCUAAAAAAGAAAGAUCAUUGGCUUAAAAUUUUCUUUUUGAAACUAAUGUUAGUAUGUCGAAUUUGAUAAAAAUAAGCUAACCUUUAUCUAUAUAAUCAACGAUAUUAAAAACCCUACUUACACCACGUGCGUUCAAAAUGUGUCCCAAUCAAGAAGUGCUUGAACAUCAUUCAAGCACUUCUUGGUUCACAAUCACGCGCGGUCCGUUAAAAAGUCAACAUGCCGCAGAGCUGCGUGAAAAAAUCCGAAGAUAAUACUUAUAGUACUUAAAGUGUCGUUUUUUCGACAGGUAUCUAAUCAAUGUUAGUCAAUUUUACGCAUUUGAAGCAAAUUUGAGUUCUGAUCUGAUUACCGACUAUAAACUAAUUUGGUAGAAUAUAUUUAUGAUAUUCAAAUGCAUAGUCGGGUAUUUACACGUCUCGCGCACAGAUACGAAAUCUGCUAUAUUGCUAACAGCGCAUUUAGUCAAAGAAAUAAGGUGUAUAUUCUUCCGCCUGUGGCAACAAGUCGUAAAAUUUUACGAGCUUGCAUUUGGAACCUCAUAACUCUUUGACGCAUGCGUUUAAAUUGAGACCUUAUAUACUAUGCAUUAAAGGUGACUUUGGAUGUUUAAAUAAUUCCUUAUAUUGUUUUGGACUACGCGAUCAUCUCGCGAAAUUCCGUGGAUCGUCCAAUGUACCUUUUGGACAGGUUUCGGCCACGAUUUUGUUCGUGUUGUUGUAUCUAGGGUUUUAUUAUCGGUGUUUAUAAUAUUAAAAAAAAUAUGCCAUUUUAGUUGGACAGCUUUUUCUAGUGACUUCUACUAACUAAUAAUGGACGUGCUUACAUUUCUAAAUAGGCGAUACAAAAAACAUUCUAAGAGCUUGCCCAAAUAUGUAGAAAUAUUAAAAUAAUUAUCUAAAUUAAAUUUAACUAUUUGUCUUUUUAGUUAUUUUGUUUAAUAAAAUUCAUAAUUUUAUGAUAAUAAAUAAAUGAAAUUAUAGAAAUGAGUAUUGAUUAAAAUUGACAAAUCAAAAGAUUUUCGAUUGCUAUGAGACAAGACAAAGUUUAAUUUCAAAAAAAAUCGAUUGGGACUUGCCAAUAUUCAGCUGAAUAUUUUGUGUUGCCACACUUGAAAAUAAACGAAUCAUAUUGAUAAAUACAUCGACCAAAAGUAGUUACCUAUGUAUGUAAUAAUAAUAUGUAAAAAGACAAAUUUAUGUGUUGUGCCCCCCUUGCGGUAUAUUCAUAUUUUUUUAUAUAGUAAAGAAAUACCCUACUUAAAAAACUACCAUUCGCCAAUGUUGCCAGUGUAAAAUAGAUAUUAGGAAAGGUAGAAAAUUACUUGAAAAAAUAUGUAUACACCGCAUCAUAGAUUAAAAUGAACAAAGCUUGACUUUAUCUGUGGAUAUAGUUUUGUGAAUCGAAUAAAUAAUUGUAUCUUAUGAAAGUAUGUAAAAUGAAUAAGUUAUAUUAUAAUAAUAUUAUAAUGAUAAUUACUAUAUAAAUUUAAUUAAUAAAUUGAUAGUGGAACAUUAAAGUUUGAGGUUAAAUUUAGCGGUUUGAGAGGUGAUUUUGUGAAGUGAUAUUAGGUAGUGGUUAAGCGUCGAUUUUUUUAGAACUAGCAACACGCUUUUUUGUGUUCUCGAUGCCGCGAUGGUACGUUCGUGUUCAUCUGGGAGUUGAAGAACACUCUUCCAUUAAGUGUCUUGGGCAAAAUUGUCAAGUUCGAAGGACAUAAGUAAUUUAAAAAAUGAUAUAUUUUUCAUUUUUGGAGUUUAUUGUAGUAUGCUGCUUUUCUCAACAGAUGUCGUUUUUAUAUAAUUGCGAAGUGAAUUUCGUUUAGUGUUGCGCAGCUGUUGAAUAGUAAAAAAAGUCCCUUUCCGUUUAAAGGAAUAAAAUGAGGACAGGUAACUGAAUGGAAAUGUCAAAUUUGAUUACAGCAGUUGUGUGUAGAAAGCAUAUAAUUGUUUCCCUUUAAAGUGACAUUGCAUUCACCACCCUUUUACGUCAGGAAUAAGAAUGAUAAUCGCUUGCUUCCUAUAAACGCCAUUUGACUACUUUCAAACUAGGAAAGGAAUUUAGCUAAUGUUUACGGAGCGAAAGCGAUAGCCAUAGAAAUUGCGUUAGGCGAUUGGCCCCCAGUACGAUAUUCGUAAGUUUUCCAGAAGCUUUAAACAUAUUUGUUCGUAUAUAAAAUAAGAAAUAACAGACUCCGCCAAUUAAAAUGCAACUCUGUGUACUAAUAUAUUUAGAGCUCCUUUAAAAUGAAAACCUCUUCAAAAUUUCAUCUAUCUCUCUCAUAAUAUAUCUUGUUUUUGUUUGACCACUGUUAUUUAUAUCUUGAGAUUUUUAUUUGUAUGAUAAAUAGUAUAUGAAUACUCUAUUUUAUUUAUAUAAAUGAAAAUUAUUUCAAAUUAUUUAUUCUAUGUGCAAUAUUGUGAAAUUGAAGUGUGUUAUAUGAAAAUUAUUUAAACAAUUUAAUUAUUAUAAAUUUUGUAAUGUAUUUAAAUGCCAAUUAACUCUAAAAGCAAACGGGGAAAUUUGAAAAAAAUUGGUAAUUUUUUUAUUCUGCGUAAGGAAGUACUUUUAAUUCACAUAUUUCUAUAUGUUAUAAUAAUAAUAUAUGACUACGUUACUGCCUUCCUGUUUCUAAGUCGAACACAUAACUAUAACACAUUUGGGUAUAGUUCUAAAGAUUUCUUGGUUUUUUAAACUCUGGACUGUAAAAUAUGUAUCAUUUGAAGUUUUAUUGGAAUUAUGUUAAGAAGCUCCAAGUAUAUUGACGUUUGUUAAUGUCAAAUUGAAUGGCAAAUUAAUUCAAGUUGAAAUUUGCCCAUUAGGUGAUGGAGUUUAAGUGAAUAAUAAUUAGAAUAUUUUUUAUCCAAUGUGUGUGUGUGUGUGUGUGAUUUAUGAUUUAUUAUUUAAUAAAAAUAAACAAAGAAAUUAUUCAAAUAGCUAUUUGAUACGACUUGCCAGAAAUUAACAUAUUGACCCAACUGUUUGUUCUUAAAACGUGUAGAAAAAGUAUUUUGACGAAGGAGGAUAUUAAAACAUAUUUAAAAAAAGAGAAAAAAGCGGCGCCAUUAAUAAUUAUGUAUAAAAUUUGUCGCAUAAAAAUUAGGCUAACAAAAAUAAAACAUUAAGUUUUGGCGGCAAACGACUGUGACGUCGCUACGCCAGUGUUGCCAACGCAAUAAAAAAGCUUCCAAAGUCGGAAUCUGAAAGAUAUUUUUGUGAAAUCUUUUUGCAUGAAUUCCGAAACGCGUGCACGAUGUGGCCAUCCUUCUAUUAUAAGUAUUAUCCAAUUUUACUGUAGUUAUAUUUUUGAUUGUACCAAUAAUUAUGGGAUACUGGAAUAUUUGCUCUGAUAAAACAAAUCUGUGCUAUUUUCUUCAAAUUAUAAUAGCGUUUAUUCGAACGCAGAGUGUAAUUCGGGGUUCACUCGCAGUAAACUUGCUGAGUCUCGAUUCAACUAAAACUAAGUUUAGCUUAAAUUGAGAUUUAGCAAAAUUCCUGCAAGUGGUCAGCCUUAGUAUAACAAUUGAAUUAUGUCAACGCCUACUAUGUCCUUAUUAUAAAUAAAUAAAUAAUAUUAACAAGAAAAUAUUUUCUAUGUUGAUUAUGUAAUGAAAUAUUCCAAGCAUUUAGAUAAAUUCUUAGAGAUUGUUGUUAUAUUUUGUUGUUUUACCAAGUGAUUAUAUUUUUUUCCAGAUCAAAUGUA